UCCUGAGAUGAAAUCAUAAAUUACAUUUAAUUAAUUUGAUUUAUAAAUAAAUUUCAUUCAAUUUUCAUUUAUCCCUUUGAUUGUAAUUACCUCAAAAUACCUUAAAACCUUUGUUGUUGUUCAAUUUCAAAAAAUCAUUUUGCCUUUUCUGUUUUUUAUCUUUCAUUGUCUAGAUGCUGAUACUGGCAAAUAUUUAAUUCUCUUUUUGUAAAUUUGCUCCACUUCACCGUCUUACGAUGAAGAUUGAUAGGGCCAAGUUAAAGAAAAGCUCAUCAGAAGUGCCACCAGAUUGUAAGUUACUUGUUGAGAAAAUUCGAGGAUCAAAUGAGAAGGAACUCCUCGAAUUACUCAAAAACAUCAAAACCUGGAAUUAUGGCAAGUGUGAGCUUUAUCAUUGGAUCGAUGUUCUCGAUCUGUUUGAUUCAAUAUUGGCAAAAUGCUGUCACAAGGAGCGGGACACUCAAUGGACCUUACCUGUUGAUCUCCCUAAUAAUUCGCUGAAGGAACUUUGUAUUCCUAUUCUUCAAUUUACUGCUCUUUUGAUAGAACACAGCUUCUCCAAACAUGUCUAUAAUUCUAUGGAGCAUUUAACAACGCUCCUCUCCUCGAGUGAUAUGCAAAUCGUUUUGUCUGUUCUCAACUUGCUUUAUGUGUUCAGCAAACGAUCUAAUUUCAUUACACGUUCGAGUCCAGACCGAAGGAAAGCCCUCCUUACUCGUUUAAAUUACUUAGCGGAGAGUUGGGGUGGCAAGGAAAAUGGUUUUGGUUUGGCAGAUUGCUGUCAAGAUUUCAAAAUGUCCUUUUAUCCUCCAAGUGCCACUACCCUUCACUUUGAGUACUAUUGUGACGAAAGUGGUUCACUUUGUACAACUGGCAAUAAAAAGUCAUCUAGCAGUUUAAAUACCAUUCAUAAAGAUAAUGUGGAUCAGAUUAAAGAUAAAACCAUAGCGCAAGUUAUGGAGGAAUUACUUGAAACACAUAAUGUCCCCAAAGAGAAACAAAUGCUUCUAUUCACACAUCUGCGUUUGGCUCACAAUUUUUCCAACUACCGCAAGAGAUUGCAAUGUGUACAAGCGCGUCUUCAAGCUCUCUCUAUCAUAGUCCACAGUAACGCAAUGUCAAUGUUUGAUAAUUCAAAUAACAUUCUCUAUAAUGGGUUCAUCGAGGAAUUAGUUGAUGUAUUAGAGUUGGACGAGCCGAAAUUAUUAGACAUUAAAGCUGCAGCAUUGCGUACAUUAACAUCUGUAAUUCACCUCGAUCACACUACUCAACUAAACACAAUUAUUGAUGCCACUGGUGCUGCAUCUUAUCACGGCUUCUUACCGACUCUCGUUAGAAGCUGUAUUCAAGCACUUAUUGACGAUAACACCACUUUGUUUCCUCUUUCUCUCGCUACCGCCUUGUUCUCCUUCUUAUACCACCUUGCCAGCUAUGAAAAUGGUGGUGAAGCAUUGGUUUCCUGUGGUAUGAUUGAAUCACUUCUCAAAGUAGUAAGCUGGACUGGCAGUGACCCGGAGCAUAUUACAUUUGUAACUCGUGCCGUUCGCGUUAUUGACUUGAUUACAAAUUUAGAUAUGAAUGCUUUUCAAAAUCACGGAGGACUCAGUGUUCUCAUUAACAGAUUAGAAUAUGAAGUAGAUAUCUGCCGUAAAGAGUGUCCAUUUGAAAUUGAUGCUGGAAAUAAUCGUCGAGAAUCUCAAGAUGGAAUUCUUACUGAUCCAUCACAAAGUUUAAUUGAUCCAGCAUCAAGCGAAAAACCUUCAGGGUCUAACACGAUGGAAAUUGAUAAUGGUAAAUCUGGUCAAAAUAUUUCGACAAUGUCUUACAACAGAGAUCUUCAAAUUUAUCCUCAAAGAGCCGCUGUUCUGAAGUCAAUGUUUAAUUUUCUUAAAAAGGCAAUUCAGGAUUCAUCUUUUUCUGAUAGUAUUCGUCAUUUAAUGGAUGGUCCUUUACCUAAAUGUCUCCGACACAUCAUAAGCAAUGCUGAAUAUUAUGGUCCAUAUUUAUUCAUGCUAGCCACAGAUGUUGUAACUGUUUAUGUUUUUCAAGAGCCUUCUUUACUUUCUUCUUUGCAAGAAAGUGGACUGACAGAUGUCGUUCUGCAAGCUCUGCUUGUCAAAGAAAUUCCUGCUACUAGAGAGGUCAUUGCAAGUCUACCAAAUGUUUUCAGUGCUUUGUGUUUAAAUACUAGAGGUUUGGAAGCAUUCACUCCUCUGAAACCUUUCGAAAAAAUAUUUAAAUUACUACUAUCACCUGAUUAUUUGCCUGCUAUGAGACGCAGAAGAAGCAAUGAUCCUAUGGUCGAUACCGCCUCCAAUCUUGGCAGUGCCAUGGAUGAACUUAUGCGACAUCAGCCAAGUUUGAGAGCUGAGGCAACUAGUGCGAUCAUAAAGUUGCUCAAACAACUAUGUGAACUUGGAUCUGAUCCAAAUUUUGUCUGUUCUAAGCCUGCUGCUAAAGGUCCUGAAUCUAAUCCCGGCCAAAAUGACAGUAUAAGACCUGUGAUGCCCGGAGGAAGUGCGGAAGCUGGCUCGUCUGAUGAAGAAGACGAAGAAGAUGAAGAAACCACCACAGCCGCUCCCCCUGGUUCUCUUAUCCCUACUAAACCUGUACAGGAACUAGCUAGUACAUCAUCAGCUCCUCCUAAUAACAACAAGCAACCAGUUCCAUUAGUCGAUUAUAUUUUACAUGUAAUGCGUUUAAUCGACGCAAUUCUCUCGAAUAAUUCCACAGAUGACCAUUGUAGGGAAUUUGUUAAACAGAAAGGGUUGGAACCCUUGUUGAACAUUUUACGAUUACCAAACCUUCCAAUUGACUUCCCAUUAACACCUGCUUGUCUUGCAGUCUCAAGUGUUUGUAAAUCUCUUCAAGUUCUCACUUACGAACGUGAAGUCUUGAAAUUAGGACUGACAAAUUUGAAUGAAGUUCUAAUCAGCCUUAAACCCUUGCAUCAACCUCUUCCUGCCCCUGGAGGCUCUGUACUAUUGGAAGAACUUGUCCAAGCAACCAGCAAGGCUCAAGGUACUGGAUGUGAUCCUCUCCAAUCAGCCAGUUUGACACCUCUUUUACACCAUAUGUCAGCAGCUCAUGCUUACAUCAUAAUGUUUGUACAUGUAUGUAGGACAGGUCAACCUGAGAUUCGUAAUCUUACUGUUACUCAUUGGGGCUCAGACAUUGGACUUAACGUGUUGCGAGGUUUGAGUCAAUUGUACACUUCUCUGGUGUGGGAAAGCACAGUUCUUCUUGCUUUAUGUUCUGACUCGACUGCAACAGCUACCUGGAAAUUCGGUCGUCACCAAGUUGAAAAGCUUGCAUCUCUCACUAAAGAAGGGGAUGCCUCACCCACCGGACGUAAUUAUGACGAAAAUAAAAUGGAAAUUGAAGAAUCUUGUGAUGGUCUCAAUGGUGAUGCUGAAAGCAGCAAAAAGAAAGACGCUAAAUCUAAAACAGGACCUCAAAUGAAACAGAUAAAACCACUAUUAUCAAGCGCUUCUCGUCUCGGUCGUGCUCUUGCCGAACUUUUCGGAUUACUGGUGAAACUUUGUGUUAACUCUCCAUUGAGACACCGACGUAAUCAUCAUUCCAUACCAAGCAUACCUGUUGCACCAUUUCCUGCUGCACGUUCGGUUGCUACUCAUUUAACUAAAUUGCUUGCCAAAGGUCUUUCAUGGACUCCACCACCGACUUCACCCAUUCCAAAAUUCAGGCUAACUUUUUAUACAUGCUCUGUUGGAUUUACUUCGCCCAUGCUGUUUGACGAACGCAAAUUUCCUUAUCACCUAAUGCUGCAAAAGUUUGUUCAGUGUGGAGGUCAGGAUGCUUUCUUUGAUACUUUCCACUGGGCCUUAACUCAAGGAGGCAAGGUCCCAAUCGAAGAAGGUUUAGAACACCCUAAUGUUCCUGAUGGAACUGGCGAGUUUCUAGAUUCUUGGCUAAUGUUAUUAGAAAAAAUGGUUAAUCCAAAAAUGGUUCUUGAAUCACCACACACAAUGGUAACUAAAACUACUCAACCUAAUUUUGUACCAUUCGAUCCGGUUGAAUAUUUAAUCAAGACACACAAAAAAGCAUUCGAAUGUGUUAUGCAUUUGUGGAACAAAAAACCUUUAAAAGUUUAUGGUGAAAGAAUGUCAGAAUCUGUUCUUGCCAUCUUCUGUCAUCUUCUGAAAGGAGAAACAAUUAUCCAAGAAAAACUUUCGAAAGAAAAAGAACCGGAAGUUAAAGAAAGUACCAGUGCUCCGAUGCCUACAGUCACUGUCAGAGCCACUCGAAGAAAUGAACUUGAAGAGCAGGGUAUCAGUACCGAACACUUACAGCAGCUCAUGGACAUGGGAUUCGCACGUGAACUCGCACUCGAAGCUCUUGUUCAUGCUAAUUCUCUUGAACAAGCAACUGAUUAUUUGCUAAGCCAUCCAUCGCUCACUCGUUCUGGUGGAACAGAUUGGGAAAUGUCAGAAGAGGACCAAAUGAUCAGAGCUAUUGCAAUGUCUCUUGACGAAAAUGCUACCCCAGAAGGUUCUGCAGAAGGGACAUCCAAAGAAACGCCCGAAAAAGAAAGUGAACCAAUGUCCAAAGAAGUGAUUGAUGAGUUUACAAACGAGUUAUUAGUCGGUUGUCUUAAAUUGUUGGACACUUUGCCAGAAACGGUCUAUAGAGUCUGUGAUUUAUUACUAGCUGUCUGCCAUCGAAAUGGGGAAAAAUGGACUGAACAAAUGUUCAAACAACUGAUAUCAGCUAUCAGCAGUAAUAUUGAUAAACUGUUAGAGAGUGCUCAGCCAAUGACUUCUUCAGACAAACGAAGUAUCUCUGAAUGGGCAUCACAAAUAAGCUCUUUGCCAGAGGCUUUCAAGGCUGCCACACGAAUUCAUCUUUUCUCUCUGCUGUUUGAAGAGAAACGUAAUCAAUGUGCUGCUUUGAUUUCCGAGACCAACCUGAUAAAUAAUUUAGUGCAAUUAUUGGAAUCUGCCCAAAAUGCACUGCUUUUAAUUUCAUCAAACAAAUCAAUCCCUCUUUCUACACCUAAAUGGUUAAGCCCUGCUAUUCUGUUGAUUGACCUGUAUGACAAGUCAGCCAUAGCCUCUGCAAGAAAAGCUCCAUUACUAGCUUUAUCCAGGCGUCAAUGGAAAUGGUUUGAUGAUCGCAGUGGCAAAUGGACAAUGUACACUCUGAAUAAUAACAAGACUAUCGAUGACGCUUAUAAAAAUGGUGAAUCAUUUGUAAGAUUUACUGCAAGUCGCAGAAAGUACACUGUACAGUUUAGCACUAUGGUACAAAUUAAUGAAGAAACUGGCAAUUGGCGACCAAUUAUGUUCAUUUGUGAUGACAAGGCCAUGGAAGUUACAGAAGAAUCUACAUCUUCAUCUAAACCAUCCACAAAUUAUAUCAUUGUUAAAGGACUAGAACCCUACCAGUGUACAGCUUUAGUUAGAGCUUGUACCGGAUUUAUUGGAAUCCCAGUUGACCCUGACACUUUACAUGCAGUUAUGAGACUAGUUUUACGGUUAACCCGUAAUUACGAGCAAGCUGCCAUUUUCGAAGAGCUUGGAGGUGUUAGAAGUAUUUUAAGUUUAACUCAAUCAUCAGCAUUCACUGGAUUUACUUCAUUGGCUACACUAAUUAUCAGACAUGUAAUGGAAGAUCCAAAUACUUUGCGUUAUACCAUGGAGCGUGUGAUCAGAGCAACACUUCACAAUCCUACCAUAAAUUGCAAAGAAAUGCACUAUAUACUUCGAGUUUUGGGUCCAGCUGCCUGUAGAAACAAAGAUCUAUUCUUAGAGAUAACAAAAUCUAUCCUUAGAAUCUCGCUUUAUCCUCAAUCGAAGCGCGAAGAAGAUGAUACUCGUAUGUUGAGUGCUCAAGCAGUUCAAACUCUAAGGCUAUUACCAACAAAACAACCAAAUGCUGUAAACUUGCAAAACAACAUCAUCAAAGAAGUAAUUUACGAUCUUUUGAAUGCCUUAACUGUCAAAACAAAUGGCUGCAUUCAAGAUGACCUGUCAAUAUCUAUUGAAAAAUCAACUUCAACUGGUACUGUUUCGUACUGUCCGGUUUUAGCGAGAGGUAUCGCUCGUGAAUCAUCAUCUUCUGAUUUAGUACAACAAGAUGAUGAUGAAAUAGCUACCUCUGAAGAAGCUACACCUGCUGAUUGCAAAUCAACAGCUGCCAAAGAUGAAGAAUCGGCCAAAAAAUCGAGACCUUUACUUAAUCAAUCUUGCAUUAUGCGUCUCCUGGCUGAACUCAUAAGAUCAUAUCCUCUCGUUGCUAAAUUAAUAGCUGAACACGUUUAUCCUGCUGGACAUAAUGAUUUAAUUACUGAAGAGUGUACUGCUUUAUCUUUCAUUUUGGAUCAUCUUCUACCUAACACACAGAAUGUGGGAGACAAAAAUUGUCCUGCAUUGACUCGUGUCCUGAUUGCAGCUUUAUCUUCAUCUAAUCAUUGCCCUGAUGCUCAAACAACCCUUGUCAAUGAAGUUAAGUCGGCUCUAUAUCGUGCCUUAGCUUUGCCCGAGUCAAAUGAAAAACAUGUCAGAGUUCAGGCCAUUCUUGGUAUUAUCAACACCAUGAUUGAUUCGUGUCCCGCAGUCGCUCAAACACCUCCACCUCAAACUAUUCAAGGAUCGUUCCGUGGUCAGCCAGCUGGUCUCAAUAACAUGGUUAAAAUAAUGUUGAGACGUGGAAUAGUUAAUGAUUUGGCAAGAAUCACGCAUUCAUUAGAUUUCUCUUCGCCUCAUAUGGCACUAACAGUGAAUGCUGCCCUAAAACCACUGGAAACUUUAUCUAAGAUUAUCAAUUUACCGACUUCCAUCUUUACUCAAGCAAAAAGACCUAAAGCUGGUAAUGUUUCAUCUUCAAACACUGAAGCAAUGGAAGAAGAUGCCGUCAAUUCUGGAAGUACUGGUCCUGCAAACAAUCUCGUAAAUGAAACUAAUGAAGAAGCUGCUACAGAGACAACUGGAAAUGUUGAACCUGAAAUUUAUGAUUUGAACAGCAGCGAAAUUACUGACCAACAACGCAAUACUCGAACUUAUGAUGCUGUUGAAGACAAUGCUGACAAUGAAGCUGUUGUUAUUGAAGAAAGCAUUCAUUUCGAUGUGUAUAAUGAUUCUCAUUCUCGAUCUAGCAAUUUAAUCGAUGAAGUUAUUCGCAACGAACAUGAUAAUGCCGCUAUGGAACCAGAAGAAAACCAUGAUAAUGUUAUCAAUUCUAAUGGAGCUGAAUCCGAAUCUGAUGAUGAAUCUGAUAGUGAUGAAGAAGAUGAAGAUGAUGACGAUGACGAUCAAAGUAAUCCAGAUGAAGAAGAACGAGACGAAGAAGAUGAAGAUGAAGACGAAGAUGAUCAUGUAGACGACGAUGACGUCGAAGAUGAUGAAAUAUCUGCUUAUGUUAACCAAGAAGAUAUUGACGACUCUGUUCUUAGGAAUUAUGAUAGAGAUAGUGAACAUCUCGUAUUUGAUAUUGAAGACAUGAUUCCGGCCUCUGUCUUUACAGAAGGCAGUUUAAGAUUAACUACAAUAUUACCUAUGCUCGAAAACGAACAGUUGUCCAACACUGCCGAUGCUACUCAACCAUCUGUUCCUCCAGCUCCAGGUAGUGUUUCAAUUUCUCAUCCAUUACUUGUUCGUCCUGGUGAGAUUGGUGACUCUGUGGGAAUGAAUCCAGCUUCUGCGUCAACCACGGCAAGUAUAUUAGCAUCCAGACCUCACAGGAGCAAUCGCCAACGAAUGUACAGACCCCCUGUUAGUAGCAGCACAGGAGCUGCUCAUCCCAAUUGGACCUCUGGUAUUGCCAAUCGUCAUCCAAAUCCACCCGUUAUAUUGCAGAGACUGUUAGGACCUUCCACGGCUCAGCAAAUUCUUCAAUUAACUUCAGGUACAAGUUCAACCCAUCCUCCCAGGGUCAUCUUUACUAGCAAUGACUUUCAAAUUAUAACCGCUGAUGAAGAUUGGUUAGAUUUUUCUGACUCUGGCUUAGUGGCUGGUGCUGGUUCUUCAUCCGUUUUAGGCUCUAUCCCCUCGGCUAUGCUCAGAUGGACUGAGGAAUCUCGUGUGUUGGAUGGUGAAUCAAUGCAUGACUGUGUCGCUCAACUAAAGAUGAGUAUCAUUGAGGUAUGGGAAAAAUAUCGAGAUGAGGAACUCGCUGAGCGUAAGGAAAAGAGAAAGAAUAUGCUCGAAGAAGAAGAGAAACCCAAGAAAAAGAUGGCUCGUGAUAAAGGCGAAAAGAAUGGUUCUAAAGAAUCCGAGUCGAGACCUCAAACUGAAUCCACUGUUUACGCACACACUGAAAGACUUGCAGCAUCAAUUGUUGAACAGGUAUUAGGCCCAGUAAUGGCUUCAACUAAUCUUACCGGAAGUUCUGAUUCUCAACAACAGGCUGACGAUACCGAAUCUUCGCAGACGAUCUCAAGAUCGGAAGAUCAACCUCCAACAGAUGAUGGAAAUGAGAGAGAAGGUGAGUCUAGAGCUCCAGAGACUGAAGCAGAUAUUGAAGCUCAAGCUGAAACUGAGACUGAAACUGAGGCAGAAGCUGAGGUUGAAGCUGAGGUUGAGGCAAGAGCUGAAGCUGAAACAGAAGCAGAAGGAGAAGGUGAAGGUGAGGUUGAAACGGAAGCCGAGGCUGAGGCAGAGCCAGAUGACGAUGAUCAACCGUCCUCUUUAUCUCCAUCAAACGACACAACGUCAGUUCAAAAUGACAAUGAAAUUACUGAGAUGAUCUGUUCCUUGAGUACUCGUGAGGAAGAAAAUCCACGUCCUAUGGAUAUUGAUGAAAGUCGUAGACAAAGAAAUCCAUGUCCAUCCAGAGAUGAUCCUCCACCACCACCUGAACGUGCUUCUAGCAGUGAUGGACUUGUUGCUACUGGAGCAAUAACACCUGAAGAUUUGUCUACAGCAAACAACAGUAGCAGUGAAUGCAAUGCUGCUCCAACUAUCAGUGAAACAACAACUCAAUCUGAGCUCAGAGGCAAUAGUGCAUUACAAGCUCCAGAACCUGGCAAUACUGUCGAGGUUGCUAAUGGUGGCGCUAAUGCAAAUGCUUCCACCUCUACCAACAAUUCCCAACCUGUUGGCUCUUCAAGUGCUUCCUCGAAUGACAACUCUGUGCUGCAAAAUCUUCUUGGAGAUACUGAGUUGCCAGAAGGAGUUGAUCCUUCAUUCCUUGCUGCUUUACCUGAAAAUAUCAGGCAAGAAGUCAUUGCUGAACAGUUGAGACUGCAGCGCCUUCAACAACAACGUAACACCGCUACUACAGCUACUGCUGGCCAGCCUUCUGGUUCACAACCUGCCGCACAACCUGCGACAGGAGAAAAUAGUGCCUUGAGUGAAGUGAAUCCCGAAUUUCUUGCGGCUCUACCUCCAAAUAUUCAAGAGGAAGUUCUUGCUCAACAAAGAGCCGAGCAACAACGAUUACAAGCCCAAACUACGAGUCCAGAUGCUCCAGUAGAUCCUGCUGUCUUCAUCCAGACCUUGCCUCCAGGACUUCGUCGUCAAGUCUUAGCCGACAUGGAUGAUAGUCUUUUGGCUCUUCUUCCUCUUGAUUUAGCAUCAGAGGCUCAAAAUCUGCGCCAAGAAUUGGAGGCACGACAUCGUCAAUUUUCCGAGAGGUUCCUUGCAUCUCAUGCGACUACUACACUUUCAAGAAUACUCAGAAGUGCUUCUGGACGAACCCGUUACGCAAUAAGUACAGCUCAGGGUGGAAAUUGGUUGUGGGAUCUUGGAGCUCGCGGUACCAAUCCAUCUAAUUACAGUACUUCAUCAGGUCAUCCUCAUCAAGCACGCCCUCCUUUUCCUCCAGGAAGAUUUAAAGGAAAACAGCUUCUCGAUCACGAAGCACUUUGUUGCCUUCUUAUUUUGUUGUUUGUUGAUGAGCCAAAACUUAAUGUCUGUCGCCUACAACGUGUUUUGAAAAAUCUAUGUCAUCAUAAUGCAACUCGAAUCUGGGUCGUUAAUUCAUUGUUAGCAAUAAUGGAAAAAACGAGAGAUACCAAAGAGUUUGUUGAACAAAAACCUCGUAAAUCUAGUAGUAGUGGAUCCAUACUUAGCAACAAAUCAUCUAAUCAAUCACCGUCGUGGCUCUCCAUUUCUUUGGAUGCUGCUCUUGGUUGUCGAACCAACGUAUUCCAGAUAAUUAAAGGAGGCAGCGGCAAAAAAGGCGCAGGACAAUCGAGUCAUUCAAUCAUUAUCCACCCUCAAGCAGCACCAUUGGUUUGCAGGCACGUUUUAGAUACUCUAAUUUCAUUGGCAAAAAAUUUUACUCAUCCUCUGAGGCCUGAGUCACUCAAAGAAGAACAAAAGUUAUCACAAAGCUCUCAAUCAUCCGAUCAAUGUAAUAAAUCAUGUAAAGACCCAGAUUUUUGGGAAGUGCUUCUUCGACUAGACUCAUCCAAUUCAACUAAAAAAGGUAAAAGUGUGAUAAAAAGCCACGGUUCAAGUCCUUUUCAAUCAAACAACCCAACGUGUGCAAAUGAAAGUGAAUCAACAUCCCAAGAAAAUGAAACUUCUCCUUUGGUGCAAAUUAUUAAUUUAUUGUCACAUCCCGUCGUCAAAAGAAGUUCACUUCUGACGGAUAAACUUUUGCGCCUGCUUUCUUCGGUCGCAAUUUCCUUGACUCCAAAUGAUGGUUCACAAUCUUAUUUCGCACCUUCAUCACAACCCACUGAGCAAGGUGGUUCAUCCCAUGAAAAUUCAUCAGAUAAAUCUAAAGUUAAAACUGAAAAUACAUCAGACAAAAAACUUGUGAUCAAUGAAGAUGCUAUCAAGUUGGCUGUUGAAGUUCUCACAUCCAAAUCCUGUUCAGAAGCCGGACUAGAAGAUGCAACAUCAUUACUUUUACGUCUUUCUCGUAGCUGCCCUGCUACUCGUGACAUCGUUUUAAAUCUUCUGCUUGAAGGUGCUCGUGAAUUAGGUUUUACUGUUAGUCAGCACAUUACCAAACUUAAUGAAGAACUCUCAAAGUUGAAUAUUUCAUCAAAAGAACCUAGUGACGAUAAUAAUGCUGAAUCAAAUGCUGAUAAGAUUCUUAAGGGAAUAAUUCAGGAUAGAUUUACUUCGGCAAGUAUCGUGAUAAAUGCUGCAACGCAUAUCAAACAUACUUCUGCCAGUAAAGAAGUUCAAUUGCCAUCUAUGGCUGCACUCACAUCAAAAACAUCAAGCCAGAGCUUUUUCUUACGGAUUCUGAAAGUCAUUGUCCAGUUGAGAGAAUCCAUUAGAAUGCACAAAAUUCGUUGCCGUUUAACCUCAUCAACUGGAUUCACUCAAACAUCAUCUGAAACUCCCAACACUUCUUCUGCAACAACUGAAGGUGCUUCGUCUGAAAUUCAAGAAGCAGAUGUCGAUGGACAAGAAAGUUUGAGUAGCAAACUAAACUUGCAUACAUUGUGGGAAUGUUUAAGUAAUUGUCUUCUCGAGCUCGCAGAUGCUCCAGAUCACCAUGCUGUUCUUGUAUUACAGCCAGCCGUGGAGGCAUUUUUCCUGGUCCAUGCUUCGGAAAAAGAGCCAAAACGUCGUCGUGAGAAUCGUCAUGAAAGCAGAGAAACGCAGUUGGCUCACGUCAAUCAAGAUCUUUCUGCUCUUUCUCCGAUGGUGGAAAGCAAUUCCACUGAUGCCAAUGCAACUGUAUCUAAUUUGCCAGUUGAUACACAGAAGUUCCUCCAAUUUGCCGAAACCCACAAAGUUGUUUUGAACCAAAUUCUGCGACAAUCAACCACUCCUCUAGCUAAUGGUCCCUUCUCGGUGCUGGUUGAUCAUACCAGAGUGCUAGAUUUUGAUGUAAAGAGACGUUAUUUCAGGCAAGAGCUUGAGAGAAUGGAAAAUGGUGCUCGUCGAGAAGAUUUACCUGUUCACGUUCGUCGUGAACAUGUGUUUGAAGAUUCUUUCAGAGAACUUUAUCGUCGAACAACCGAAGAGUGGAAAAAUAGAUUUUAUAUCGUUUUUGAAGGAGAAGAAGGACAAGAUGCUGGUGGACUUCUUCGAGAAUGGUAUACAAUUAUAUCUAGAGAAAUUUUCAACCCUAUGUAUGCUCUUUUCACCACUUCACCUGGUGAUCGUGUUACAUACAUGAUUAAUUCCGCAUCCCACUGUAAUUCUAAUCAUCUUCAAUACUUCAAAUUUGUGGGAAGAGUCAUCGCUAAAGCUAUCUAUGAUAAUAAAUUACUUGAAUGUUAUUUCACAAGAUCAUUUUAUAAGCAUAUCCUUGGAAAAUUAGUGAAUUAUCACGAUAUGGAAAGUGAAGAUUAUAGUUUUUAUCGAAGUUUAGUUUUUCUACUUGAACAUGAUGUCAAGGAAUUGGAUAUUGAACAAACAUUUAGCCUGGAGGUUCAAGAAUUUGGCGUUACAGAAAUCAGAGAUCUCAAGCCCAAUGGCCGCAACAUCGAGGUGACUGAGGAAAAUAAACACGAAUAUGUUAGACUGGUCUGUCAAGAAAAAAUGACUGGGUCCAUUAGGAAACAAUUAAGCAGUUUCUUGGAAGGAUUCUAUGAAAUAAUUCCUAAACGUCUUAUUUCUAUUUUUAACGAGCAAGAACUGGAACUUUUGAUCUCUGGUCUGCCAAAUAUUGAUAUCGAUGACCUUAAAGCAAACUGUGAAUAUCACAAAUAUCAAGCCAAUUCUUUGCAAAUUCAAUGGUUCUGGCGAGCAUUGAGAUCAUUUGAUCAGGCAGACCGAGCUAAAUUUUUGCAAUUUGUGACUGGAACAUCAAAAGUACCGUUGCAAGGUUUUUCUGCUUUAGAAGGUAUGAAUGGUACUCAGCGAUUCCAAAUUCAUCGUGAUGAUCGAUCAACAGACAGGUUGCCAUCAGCUCACACAUGUUUUAACCAGUUGGAUCUCCCUGCUUACGAAACUUAUGAUAAACUUAAAACCAUGAUGCUGAAAGCCAUCCAUGAGUGCUCCGAAGGAUUUGGUUUUGCAUAGAAUCGUUUCAGGAUUCCGCCUUCCAUGUGAUUACAAGCGAUUGACCCAAGCUAAUUAUGUGAUUUGGAGCUACGAAAUUUUCAGUUUCGAAAAUGAUUUCAAUUUUGUGGAUCUCUCAUAAACUUACGCUUUUCCAAUAAAAUGUGAUUAAUUGUGAUUAAAUAUUUUAAUAAUAAUGAUUCACAAUGUAUCUUUUAUCAAUUAUAAAAGCUAAUUAAUUCAAUUAAACCUUUUAAUAAAAUGUUAGAUGUAAAAAUAUAAA
Molecule: messenger RNA, 13161 nt
Organism: Tetranychus urticae (two-spotted spider mite)
Lineage: Eukaryota; Metazoa; Arthropoda; Arachnida; Trombidiformes; Tetranychidae
Gene: HUWE1
Product: HECT, UBA and WWE domain containing E3 ubiquitin protein ligase 1
Biological process (GO): protein polyubiquitination; ubiquitin-dependent protein catabolic process
Cellular component (GO): cytoplasm; nucleus
Molecular function (GO): zinc ion binding; protein binding; ubiquitin protein ligase activity
Source: RefSeq, a predicted model, not a curated record